CGCUCCCUUUCUCUCGCAUUGUUGUUAUUUUUUAAUUAAUAAUCACCAAUUAAAAUUAGUUUGUUUUUGUGAAAAUGUUGUCAAAACAUGCGUGUUCGGAAGUGGAAGGUAGUCCCACACAGAAGAAGAAAGUUCGAUUAAACUUCACAGUGUAUCAACCCCCUCCUGGCUCUUCUAUUAAAAUCUGCGUGAAAAGCGAAGAUGGAGAACUCCAAGAAAUUGAUGAGUGUUCACCCUUCAACUCCCAAGAGACUCAGACAACACGCUUUCUGUGGAAAACCGCUACUUCCCCCUCCCCUCCAGAAGGUCAACCAUGGACUCCACCUACUCCACUCUCAAUGGCUGACUUCAUAUUCCGACAUGUGAAGAAUUUCCUGAAAUAUGAUGGAGAAGACAGGCUCAUGAAAACCUCAGAUGACAUGAAAACACUGCUGAAAUCUGGAAGAACCAUGAAGAUCACAAAAGAUGCAAGGAAGGUGACAGCCCAAACUAUACAAAGGAGAAAUAGAACACCUAAUAAAACCAAAUCCAACACGGAAGUGACCACUAUUGUGGAUGUCACGUUUUCUGGAGGAAGAAUAACGUGGAGAACUGAUGGUGGAGGGAGAUGUGGAAUAUGUAAAGACGGGGAUUGCUGGAAAAUACAAGCAAACGAUGGGGCCUGUAAUGAACACGCCAACUGUUAUGUGACACACUUCCUUGUGAAUGAUGAAAACAACCCUUUGCCCACUUACACCCUCCUGACAACCAAACCCCACGCUACAAAAUUCACCCACACUUUAGAUGGAGUUCUACAGACAUCGCGGAAUACUCCUACGAAUUAUGCCGCUUUUUGCAACUACGAGGAAAAGCAGAAGGAAGCAAAACUUUCUCCUAAAUGGAAGCUGGUGACGCCACGUCCUUGGAUAGCGAAAGGUUUGGACUUGUCCAAAACAUUUCAUCAAACCACCAGCGUUACUCUCGCCAUUAUUUCCACCAUCAAUUCACAUGAAAAGAAUGCAGCCAAUCCUGUGAAAUUCGUCAGGGAUCGAAUUUUUGUUGACCAAGUCGAUUGGGCAGUCGUGAAGACUAUUUUGGAGAACUCUGGCUUCAAACUGGAACUAGGGGAGACCUCAGAGUAUGGAGAGAUCAAUGAAUCCCCAUUAUUGAAAAAAGAUGACCUGAAGUGGAGGGAUGGCGACAGCUGGAUCUACAUGAAAUUUGGCACUACAGGAAGAAUCUACGUUGGAAAGGUUAAGCAACGCAAUAUGGGUAGAGGGAGUGGACCCAUGCCUCAAUCAUUCAUUCAUCGAAGUCAUCCUCCUACGGAUAAGGGAAUCCCUCUCUUCCAGUGUGAAGGUGACGCUGACUGCAUAGAGGAGGAGACAAACAAGAUGGAAAGUGUUGGACAGUUGGGAGUAAUCUUUUGUGAGAUGUUGGGAGGGGCUAUCGACGGUCACCCGAUCAAAAUUGAUUUUGAGAAGUAUGAGAAUUUAUCCGAAUGGGAGGAUCGUCAUGUGGAUAGACUGAAGAAGCUGGUCGGAUUUUGGACCAGUCAAAAAUUAGAGUUUACUAUCCCGGAAGGUGUUGAUGUUUCAUCAAUUAAUUGGGAACCCUUAAAAAAUUUGUAUUUGGGACCCCGCUCAGCAGCAGCUUCAUCAAAAUUUGAUUUUUAACCCAACCCAACUUUUUAACUAGAAAUUCAGUUAUCUCACCGUUACAGACGACACGCCAUUGAUAAUUAUUCACGUCUCGAUUCGCUGCUACUAGCCAUCUAAUCAAUUAAGAAAAUAAUUUAAUUGGUUAAUUUCUAUAUGAAUUAAUCAAUCCCUCACCUCCGAA
Molecule: messenger RNA, 1821 nt
Organism: Folsomia candida
Lineage: Eukaryota; Metazoa; Arthropoda; Collembola; Entomobryomorpha; Isotomidae
Exons: 3
Coding region: 75-1655 (526 amino acids)
Source: RefSeq, a predicted model, not a curated record